Messenger RNA from Nilaparvata lugens (brown planthopper), 3992 nucleotides. Its product is annotated as arrestin domain-containing protein 2. Gene Ontology annotation, cellular component: cytoplasm. The record is from RefSeq and is a predicted model, not a curated record. Gene Ontology annotation, biological process: protein transport. NCBI's taxonomy places the organism in Eukaryota, Metazoa, Arthropoda, Insecta, Hemiptera, Delphacidae. The coding region runs from base 956 to 2023 and encodes 355 amino acids. The transcript has 7 exons.
UGGUGAGGGGGCUGGGCCCCCUGGGCACAGAAUAGGUACAGAAUGGAAACUUGUAAUCUAACCAAUGAAUGCUUUUUACAUGAUGCAAAUACUAGACACGUCACGUGACCUUGGGAAGUUCCAAUCCUGGCCUUCUGAUUGACUCGUGGCAGUGAAUGAGAUCAAUUGAUCCGGAUCAUUAAAGUGAUCCGAACCUACCAUACUAUUACAAUGCUACAAUGCGGCGCUUCCUAACAAGAUGGCGGAUUUUGGCGUCAGGGUACUAGCCAAGUUUCCAUACUGUAUGUAUAGUGUGCCCUGGGCCCCUCUUAAGGGGGAUUAUAUUAUACGCCCCUGAUUAUUUCUGUCAUCUCUAAUUGGAUGUAAAAUUCGAUUCUUCAUUUAUAUCGGAACAUAAAAAUCGAUCUUCAACAAUCGAUCUUUGAACAGAGAGAUAUAACUUUUUUGAGGUAAUCUAUUUCAAAUAUCGAUAAAGUAUCGAAAGACAAAACAUCGAUGUUUUGAACAUUUUGAGCAUGUUUGAUGUUUUGAACAUCGACGAUUUUUCACCUUAACAUCGAUGAUCGAUAAACAUCGUCGAUAAAAAUCAUAUCGAUGAUCGAUAUACACCUCAACAUCGAUAAGUGAAAAACAUCAAACAGUAAACAUCGAUGUUUGAUGUUGAUACCCAUCUAUACUAAAAAAGCUAACCUUAAAUUUAAGCCUGCGCCUAAAACCCUGCGUCUUUUUCCUCAUUCCUGCUUCCUGCGUUUCACAUUUUCAUAUCAGUUUAUAAUUAUUUUUAGAUCGCUAGUGUAAAUUUUUUAUUGUUGACCUUACAACUACAUUCCUCUAUUGCAUUUGAUAAUUACCUGUGUGUAUUAGUACUUAGUAUUUGUAAUUAAAUAGGUAGUUUUUCAUUAGGCCUGCAAAUAAAUUUGCUAGAAAGUAAAACUACUCUGUACUCUGUGAUAAAAUGAAUCUGGAUAAGUUAGUAGUAGUGUUUGAUAGUCCUACAGAUACUUAUUAUGCUGGUCAAAACGUCACGGGACAAGUACAGCUAUUACUGAUGGGGCCAAAGAAAAUAAGAUCUUUGCAGAUAAAAUUUGUGGGUAAGGGAGAAGUGAAAUGGUCAGAACAAGUGAAGAUUGAGGGCAGGACUCAAUUGGAAAAUAUAGUCUACUCGGAUGAUGAGGAGUAUUACACUUUCAAGUAUAACUUGGCUGGAGGAGGAAACAGCGAGCUGCAUCUGCCUCCUGGCCAGCACAACUUCUCGUUCGCGGCUUGCCUGCCGCCCGGGCUUCCUGCGUCGUUCGAGGGCGACCGAGGCUUUGUGAGGUACUCGGUAACUGCCACACUCGAGCGACCCUGGAACUCCAGCGAAUAUGCCACCGCUAUAUUCACCGUCAUCUCGCCCAUUGAUCUCAACUACAAUCCACUCGCAAAGGCGCCAGUGCACAUGGACGUGGAGAAGUCGUUCUGCUGCUGCUGGUGCAGGUCGGGGCCACUACAGCUGGUGUUGGCCAUACCUCACUCUGGAUGGGUGCCCGGUCAGGCCAUUCCGCUCACCCUCGAACUGGACAAUGCCAGCAAUGUCACUGUCACCAAUCUCAUCGUCAAACUCGAAAAGGUUCUGGACUGGAAAGCAAGGAACCCGCAGCCCAAUCAGUGCAGAGAUCGAGUUGAACUGUCAAAGCUGACCCUGCCGGGAGUCGAACCCGGCGGCUCCAAGUCGUGGUGUCAGUUGUUGCCCAUUCCCUCCGUUGCUACCUUCAAUCUCGACCAAUGCACUAUCAUCAAUUGCUCCUACGCUCUCACCGCCAAGGCGGUGGUGGGCGGUUGCCAUACCAACCUGACAAUGGAAGUGCCCGUGUUUCUGGGGACGGUGCCUUUCUAUGAGGCCGGACCAACCGACGCCCCCUCUGCGCCCCCGCCGCCCACCAAUGCGUCAAUCGGCUUCAAUCUGGAUGCCAGCCAAUGGUGUUAUCCGUCUAUGACCACGCCCCUGCUACCAACCCAAAAUGGUUUCAGGGCAGCUCAAUAAAGUCAAUCAAUUCUUCAAAUUAUUGAAUAUUUUAUUAUCAGCUACUGAAUAUUUUAGUCAUGUUUAUUGAAUAUUUUAUUAUCAGGUAGGCACUGAAUGUUUUAAUAUAUGUCUCACUUAGCUAUGUUUGAUUUUAUGUAACGAUUCUGCAACCGGGCCUCAGUCAGGUAACUAGAUUUAAGACUCACUCAUUUGUGAGGCGAGUCGAAUAUAAAGUAUCAAACAGUGGUCAAUCUCUUGACAAAAAUCUGGCUCUAAAUUUCAACUUAAAAAGGAGUGGCCGUAGUCGAGUGGAUCAGAUGCUGGCUUUAUGAUUCAGAGGUCCGGGUUCAAAUAAAGAUAUUUAUCUCGGGCCAAUCCCGUGUUUCGGAUGGACAGGUCAAGUUGUCGGUCCCGGUUGCCUAAAAAGCAGUCGUUAGGUCAUGUCAGAGGCCCUGAAAAUGAUCAGUUGCGACCUGAAAACUCCAGACCUGAGCCAGCCAGGUCACACGAUAUUGUUAUUAUUUAUCAAUUCAUAUCUGAAUAAUCAAUUAUUUAAUAAUCAUUGAAUCAAUAUAUAUGUAAAUAAUCAAUAAAUUAUUUAAAUCAUUAAUAUUAAGCUGAAUUAUUCACAGCUACAGAAGUCAAUCAUAAGUUUUAAGACUUUCCCUUUUCACCUUUGAUGUCAUGACAACUCUUGUAUUGUUAAAUUUUCUACUCUAAAAUCAUCAUAGAAUAAAAUUCUAAAUUGAAACAAAUUUGUUUGUGUAACUUUUAUGUUGUCUAUUUGUUUUUAGAUAUGGUUUAUUAACUGAGGAAAUUAGCGGUUAUCUUUGAAAUGUAUGAUUGAGCCACUAGUCAGAUGCCAUCAUAAGGUUGUCAACUGCUUGUCUUAUCCAAGACAUGAGUUUUCAUAUGGAUCAAUUCCAAAGUUAGUAGUCUACUAAUGUUGGAUCAAUUCAGCCGGUUUUGAGUAGUUAUCAUUUUUUAUUGAACGUACCUCGUACUUGAAAUUGAUCAAUCUAAUCAAUACAAUUAAAAACUAUGUUAUCUCAUAUUAAUAUUGUCUUCCUGAACAGUUAAUAUUUUUAUUACUCUUCAUUAUUUAUUUUUUAUAAUGAAAUACGAGUAAAGUAGUAAAAUUUAGAAAAGAAUAAUAAUUCAAAUUAUAGCCUAUAUUUUAUAUUGAUAUACAAAAUAUAUUCAUUUCAUAUUUUUAUAUUUAUAUAUAUUAUAAUAUACACUGACAAUUACUAUAAAAGUAUAAUAAACGUGCUUAAAAAUGUUAUACUAUUUCCAUAGCCUAUAUUUCAUAGCGUUGCCUUCAAGCUAGUUAUAAGGAUAUUGAUGUUAUGUGUUUAUAAGAAUUAUGUGUUAAAAUUCAAGUUAAGAAGUUCCUGCUAUUUGUUAAUCUUCAUAAUAUUUUCAAAUGCACUACGGAUAAGAAUCUAAUACAAGGAUAAAAUUUGAUAAUAUAUUGUUGAGUAGUACUUAAACCCGAUAGAAAAUGUUAGAAUUGAAGAGACUUGAGGUAAAGUUUGCGUGCAGAGAGAUGUUAUGGAACUUUUCCGUAAUUUAUUGAAGAGACUUGAGGUUAUGUCAAUAUUCCACUUUAUUUAGGUUUUUCCACUAAUGUUAGGAUUUUUUUAAGACAAUUUUUAUUGGUAGACUACCCAAUUGUUUAUGUGUACUUGAUUUUAUUAUUUGUUUGAUGAUUACAUUUUAUUUUAUUGUAAUCAUAUAUCCUCUUAUUUAUCUCUUUUCUGUAUAGGGCUACUUGUAAUAUAAAUAUAAAGAAAAAUAAAAAUCUCAAUACCCUUUUUGAAAUAUUUUAAGGGUACUGAGAUUUUUAUUUUCUUUAUAUUCAUAUAUCCUCAUCUAUCUGAAAAACAUUUUGUUUGCUUCUCAAUGGUUUUAUACGAUAUAAGAUAAAAUUGUGUGAAUUUCACUAUUAUGUUUGUAUUCUAUGAAUUAAAUGCAAUGCAAGCUA